Molecule: messenger RNA, 366 nt
Organism: Fusarium proliferatum ET1
Lineage: Eukaryota; Fungi; Ascomycota; Sordariomycetes; Hypocreales; Nectriaceae
Exons: 2
Coding region: 1-366 (121 amino acids)
Source: RefSeq, a predicted model, not a curated record
AUGAACCCAAACACUGAAGUUGUUGAUGGCGUACUUGUGACCAAGUGCGAUUACCCCGAACCGACCGCAGAGUGGACAAAUGAUUACCAGCAAAUGGGUGGUGACGAGGUUUGGGGUGAAGGCGGUAAAGUCUCCGAGGUUCUAGAGCGUCACGGGCUGAGUGGUGACAUCAAACCCCUCUUCGCCCUGGAUGCUGAAUCAGGAGCGCCAUACACAUUGUUCGAGCUCGGCGGAACGUUCUAUUUCUUCACUGCAUCCGAUGAUUCUCUUGAACGCAUCACCUAUCCUACAGGACUUGGGGAAAUUCUAGGAUAUAUUGGAGAUCCAGAUGGCGGACUCAACGAUAUUUCAACAAAACCACUCUAG